This is a messenger RNA of Pelodiscus sinensis (Chinese soft-shelled turtle), 7156 nucleotides long. NCBI's taxonomy places the organism in Eukaryota, Metazoa, Chordata, Testudines, Trionychidae. The record is from RefSeq and is a predicted model, not a curated record.
UGGAUCCAACCCCCGUGCACAUGGAGUCGCCUUGGGCCACUGUUCCCGGUGCAGGAGGAGCCCUGGGCCAGCCCAGAAAGCUGAUAAGGUCUGCCCACGUUCUCAAUGAGAGAGAGAAGAGCACAGUGGUUACUUCCUCCCUCUCCCAGAAGCUGGAGAGCAGCGUGCUGACUUCUGGGGAGGGGAAGAGUCUUAUCAUUCGGGGCGGCUCCGAGGACGCGCCACCCACCCGCCUGCCCGCCCGGAUCCGGGAGAUCGUUGCCAAGAACUUGUCGGCGCUGGCUAGCCCAGCAGCCUGUCCUGGGGAGAUGUCGCUUCUCUCCCUCCAGGAGGAGAACCGCAUCCUGCAGCAGGAGCUGUCCCGUGUGGAAGACCUGCUGGCGCAGAGCCGGGCCGAGCGCGAUGAGCUGGCCAUCAAAUACAACGCCAUCAGCGAGAGGCUAGAGGAGAGCUUGCGCCAGAAGGGGAUGGACCCGGUGACCAAUGCUGACCUGGAGCAAGACAUCAGCUGGAGCUGUCAGGGGUUGGGCACCACGCCUGAGGAAGAGAUGGAGCUGAGGAGGAGGAACCAGAUGGUAAGGAGCUCGGGCUGGCCUGGGGUCUGGUGGCGCUGGAGUAGAAGUGGCUCUGCUCUCUUUCCUCGUGUCCCCGUCCCCAGGAGCUCCAGCCUGGCCCAGGUCAAUGCCAUGCUGCGGGAGCAGCUAGACCAGGCCAACACCGCCAACCAGGCCCUCAGCGAGGACAUCCGCAAGCUGACGGCCGACUGGACCAAGGCGCGCGACGAGCUGGAGCAGCGGGAGGGGGAGGGGUGGUGGCUUCUGGGCUCCUCUAACCGUCCGAGGAGCUGGGCCUGGGAAAGCUGCCUGAGCUGCCUGGAGCCUGCAGGAUCCCUGGGAGAACACCCAGAGCGCAGAGAACGGAAGAGUCUCCCAGACAAACCCGUUCGCAGCCCUGGAGCCGUGUGCGGCUGCCUGGCCUCCUUUCUGCCGGGCCUGCCUGGGGCCUGGAGUGACCGUCUCCCCGCGGGGGAGCGCAGGUUCUCAACGCUCAGGCUCUGCUGGGCUCAGACCCCGUCAGGCCACCUGGGCGGGAGCCCUGCAGAUGACAGGGCAGGGGGCUCCUGGAGAGGCCAGGGCCCCCGGAAACGCCCCUCUCUGUGUCCCCGGAGCAGGGACCUGUCGGAGCUGAACAAUGAGCUGAGCCGGUGCAGCCGCACCAUCCACGCCUCCUGCCUCAACCUGAGCAGCAACCUGCGUCUGUCGGAGAGCAGCGCCGGCGCGGCCCUGGAGAAGCAGGCCCUGCUGCUGGCCCAGCUGGAGGAGCAGCUGAAAGACAAGGUGCGCGACAUGAUCCAGCUGCAGGUCAGGUGUGACCUGGAGAAAGCAGAGCUCGGCACCAGAAUUGCUGAGAUGACGGCGACCCUGGACCUCCUGAAAGCCCAGAACUCGGAGAAGGAGAAGACCAUUGAGACGCUGACCCAGAAGCUGGAAAAUCUGGAGGCCACACGAGCGCAGGAGCAGGCGGUGCUGGAGGCGGAGGAGAUCGAGGCCUUGCGGACGGAGUUGGAGAUGCUCCAGCAGACGCUGCGAGACCUGGCUCAGGCGGUCCUCUCCGACGCCGACAGCGCCAUCCACCUCACGGGCACGGAGCGCAUGAUGGAGGUGUCGGAGAGCGACGUUACGGGCUUCAGCCUGCGGGGCCUCUCCUCCAGCCUCCGCACGCCGUCCCCCCUCCGGCGCACCUCCCCCCGGCGCAGCUCCUCCCCCCGGCGCAGCCUCUCGCCAGCCUUUUCCGACUCCACGCUGGCCAUGGUGCACUCCGCCUUGCAGAAGAGGCAGCUGCAGCUGCAGGACGUCCGAGGCAAGUACGAAGCCACCCAGGAGCUGGUGAGCUCGCUGAGGAAGCAGCUGUCGGAGAGCGAUGCCGAGCGGCGCUCCCUGGAGCAGACGAUCCUGCAGCUGAAGGACAACGUCGACCGCUCCUUGCGGGCCAGGGACGACGCCGUGCGGGAGGCCAGCCGCUUCCGGGCCUCGGCCGACCUGCUGGGCAGUGAGAAGAGCAACCUGGAGCGGAGCCUGCAGGCCCUGCAGCAGCACGUGGAGACCCUACGGCAGGAGAGCGAGAGGCUGCAGCUGGCCAACAGCGACCUGCAGCGGCAGCGGGACCACCUGGAGGACGAGAAGGAGGACAUGGCCAAGGACACGGAGCGGGCGCAGAAGGAGAUCGAGCGCGGCCACAAACAGCAGGAGCAGCUGGAACUGAAGAAAUCCAGUUUGAAAAAGGAGCUGAUCCUCGUGAAGGAGGCCCUGCACAAAGCCACGCUGGAGAAGGAGGUGUCUGAGAAUGAGAAGGUGGAGAUGGCAGAGGCUCUUGGCAAGAGUGAGAGCAGCCGGGCCGAGCUGGAGUUGGCCGCUAACAAGCUGAAGGCGGAGGAGGCCUCGCUGCGCGAUUCGCUGUCCAAGAUGAGCUCCCUGAACGAGGGGCUGGCCCAGGAUAAAAUCGAGCUCAACAGGAUCAUCAGCCAGCUGGAGGAGGAGAAGGUGGCCCUGCUGGGGCAGAAGCAGGAGGUGGAGCAGGAAAAGGCCUCGAUCCGCGACGAGCUGGUCCGUCUGGAGCAGGAGAAGCUGGAGCUGGACACGGAGAGGCAGGGGCUGGAGCGCUCCCUGCAGGAUGUGGAGCGGAGCCGGGAGAGGCUGGAGCGGGAGCUGCUGGCUCUGCAGAAGGAGAGGGUGCAGCUGCAGGAGCAGGGAGGGAAGGCAGCAGCUGGCUCAGCUGGACGCCCGGAAGGAGCAGCUGGAGGCCGAAAGCCAGAACCUGCUCCUGGCCAAGGAGACCAUGCAGGGUACCUGGCUGCCCCACCCGCUUCCUUCCUCCCAUCCCCCAUGGGCCGUUCACUCUGCUCGCUCCUCCCCAGGUCGGAGAAGGAUGCCCUGGAGACCAGCCUGUUUGACCUCCAGCAGCAGCUGGCUCAGCUGGACGCCCGGAAGGAGCAGCUGGAGGCCGAAAGCCAGAACCUGCUCCUGGCCAAGGAGACCAUGCAGGGUACCUGGCUGCCCCACCCGCUUCCUUCCUCCCAUCCCCCAUGGGCCGAGCGGCGGCCGGCGGCCCCGUCUGGAAUGGCUGGACUGAGGGAGAAGGAGUCUGGCCCAUCGGGCCUCUCUCCGGCCACGCAGGCGCUGUCCCUCAAGGAGUCAGAGAAGACCCUCCUGUCGGAGAAGCUGACGGGCGCCCAGCACAACCUCGCCAGCGUCACCAUGGAGCUGGAGCGGCAGAAGCGAGAGGCCAUGAGCCGGCAGGAGCAGGACCGGAGCACCAUCAACGCCCUGACCUCGGAGCUGAAGGGCCUGGGGGCUCAGCUGGAGGAAGCUGUCGCGGCCCACGAGCGGGAGGCCAGGGGGCUGCAGGAGCAGGCCAAGGACCUGACCAGGCAGCGGGAGAGCACCGUCCGCGAGGUGAGUACAGGCUUGGGGUGGGGGAUGGAGGGGCUUCAGGGGCAGGAGAGGGUCACUGGGGUCACCUGUUGCCCUGUCUCGGCCCCGUCUGCGGGCGCAGCCGCACGUGCUUCCCCUGCCCUGUUCUGGUGCCCCCAGAUCAAGAUGCUGGACAGCGAGAACACCAAGAAGAGCAAGGAGGUGGCAGAGCUGCAGGCCCGGGUGGCUCUGGACGAGCAGCGGGAGGAGGAGAGCCGGCGGGAAUCCCUCGGCCUCAGGCAGAAGAUCGUGGAGAGCGAAGCCAGCAGGGAGUCCGCCAGGAAGGAGGUGGGUGCGGGACUCCUGGGGUCUCACAUGCUGCUCCUGUCGCCCCCCCCAGCUCUUGCUCUUCAGCUCCCGCUGCAGGGGCUGGCUGUGCUGGGCUCUGCCCACAUGGCCCGCUUGUGCGGAGCAGAGGUGGCCCUCUUGAAGGCCGUCGGUGGGUGUGAAGGCCAGAAGGGGCCGUUAUGGUGCCUGGGGGGGGGGGGCGGGCGGGCCGAGGCGGCGGAGCUGAGCCUCCGGCUGAGCGCCGCCGAGGGCCGCACCCACGGCCUGGAGGCCGAGCUGGCGCGCGUCGAGGGCUUGAAGCGGGACGUGGAGUUCAAGCUGGGGAGCCUGCAUUCCGCCCUGAGGCGCACCAUGGGCAUCAGCCGGGGGGGCCGGGCCCCCAGCCCCGCCAUCAGGGGCCGGAGCAGCUCCCCCAAGAGAUUCUUCUCCCCUCCCAAAGGUGACAACACGCACAGCGCCCCAGAGGGGCACGGCAGCCCCACCCCGCAGGUGCGCAGCCCUGAGCGCAGCCCCAGCUCACGCCCUCUGUCCCCAGAGCUGGUGGCGGAUAUCGACCCGGACGUGGUGCGGACGGCGCUCCGGGACUUCCUGCAGGAGCUGCGGGAGACGCAGCGAGAGCGGGGCGACCUGCGGGCCCAGCUGGGCAGCCUGACCCGCCAGCUGGCCGAGCUGGAGGCGGAGCGGGACAGUGCCAGCACCCGAGUGCAGCAGCUGCAGAAGCUGGUGGCUGAAAGCGAGGAAGGGAGGCGCAGUGCCGACGGGAAGCUGAGCAGUGCCCAGACCGCCCUCCUGCUGCAGGAGGAGGCCCUUCGGCGCAGCGAGCGGGAGCGCAAGGCCCUGAUGGACAAGGUCGCGGGGCUGGAGCGGAGCCUCCAGUCGGCCGACGGCGACCGGCGGGUCACCCAGGAACUCGGGAGAUGCGGCCGUGGCACUGGCUCACGGCCGGACUGCACCGAUCCCACGCAGGUCGCCGACAGCGAGACGAAGGCCAGUGCCCUGCAGCUGUCUGUGGAGCGUCUGCACCUGACCCUGGCCAAGGCCGAGGAAGGCGAGAGCGCGCUGAAGGACAAGGUGCAGGGCCUGUGCCUGUCUCUGUCGGAGAUCAACGCCAGCGCCGGCACCACCCAGGAGAAGGUGCUGCAGCUGCAGAAGGCGCUGAUGGCCGGCGAGCACGACCGCCGCGUGCUGCAGACCCCCCUGCAAACCACCCCGGGGCCGGGUCCCCUCCCCGUGCGCCGUGCUGCCGCCGGGCCAAUCCGGCGCACGGUGGCGAUCUCCCCUGCCCCGGGAUGCUGCGCUCCACCUCGGCUCUCCCCCCCUCCUGCCCAGCUGCUGCGGCAGUGCCAGGAGAGCGAGGGCGCGGCCCUGCGGAGCCUGCAGAAGCUGCAGGACGACAAGCGCCUGCUGCAGGAGCGGCUGGGCAGCUUGCAGCGGGCGCUGGCCCAGCUGGAGAGCGAGAAGCGGGCGGCGGAGCGCUCCUCCCUGCGGCUGGGGAAGGACAACGUGGCCCUCAAGAAGACCCUCGACAAGGUGAGCUGCGGGCGCCGGGGCCGGGGCUUGUGCUCCCCCCGCCCGGAGCUGGAAUCUGUAGCCUGCUUAGCCGGCGUCCCUCCAAGAACCGGCGCCGGGGUUAGCCGUGGGGAGAGGGUUGCGGGAAGCCGCCCGCUCUGUGCCAUCUUCCCUCGGAGCUGGAGCAGACCCAGUCCCAGAGCCGAGCUGCAGCUGGAGAUUGAGCGGCUGCGCGGCUCCCAGAUUCAGGCAGAGCGCACGCUGGAGGCCAGGGAGAGAGCCCACAGGCAGCGCGUGAAAGGGCUGGAGGAGCAGAUCUUGACACUGAAGGAGCAGCUGCAGCAAGAGCUGCGGAAGUACCAGCCCCAUUACUCCCACUCCUCCCUCCUCUCGGGGAACUAGGCUCCAUGCCGCUCUCUACUGACACUGUGACCAAGGAGCCCUCGGUGCUAAGCGUCCUUCUGCUUCAUGCUCUAGCUCUCCAGUGGGGUUUGUCUAGAGGGGGAUACCUCCUCCCGCGCCUCGUGGCCUGUGGAUCCCUUGGGCGCGCAGUCCUUUACCGGAGACAAGCACACGCCCGCGUUUCCCUGAGCGUGCUUUGAGUCAGAGCCUCAAAGAGUUGAAAUGGUGGUUCUCAGACCUGCUAAUUUGCCUUUCCCGCUAGUCUAGCAUCACCGAGUCGCUCCACAUGAACACUAUUUGGGGGCCAGAGACAGCGGUCAGCCUAGGUCUGAUUUUCAGCAGUGCUGAGUACCCGCAGCUCCAAGUACAAUGAGUCAGGCCAUGUGCCAAGAAACCACUUUCCGUCCUUUUAUAGCCCCUUUCCAAUGGCAGGCGACUCAUUACACUGGGUAGCAGCCCCCUUCAUUUUUGUUGUCCCUCUAUUUCACCAUUCCUAAGGGUGUGUCUGCACUGCACCCAGAGUGCAAAACGAGCUACGCAAUUUGAGCUACACAAAUUGUGUAGCGUAUUCCGAGUUCAUUUCAAAAGAGCUUAUUUUGAAAUUUGGCACUGUCUUCACAGCCCUUAUUUUGAAAUAAAUCGCUCAUCUGAAACGUCCCUUACUCCUCGUGGAACGAGGUUUACCGGGAUGUCGGAAUAGCGAGCCUGUUGUAUUUCGAAAUAAUGGGCGUGCUCAAAAGCCACAUAGUAGCUAUUUUAGGAGACCGCCAGGCUCCCGAAAUAGCACUGCAGUGUAGCCGUAGCCUAGAAGUCCCCUAUAAGCAAACAUUUUUUGGGGGGGGUAACGGGGACCAAAAAAAUCUACACUCAAACUGAAGUUGGUCCUGCAAAACCAGCAUUUAACUUCUCAGCAUUCCAUUUUUAAAAACCAGCACUUUGCAAAGGGUACAGCACUAAUGAAGGAGAAUGUAUAUUUGAUACGUGUCAUUUUCUACUGCAGUUUUUUACCAGAGGUUUGGAAACUUUUCAGUAUUUUGUUCUAAAUAUUAGUAUGAAGCCUGGUUUCCCGGCUUGGGUUCAUCCAAUAUGGUGUUGCUCAGAAGACUCAUAACCCUCUGUAUAAAAGAUUUUGCUAAGGAGGAAAGAUUUUUGUUUUUUGUUUUUUUUUAAAAUGAUCAAUGGCAGCAUUUCAGUCAGCUGCUCUGCUCUCCACUGGCCUUCCCAGUGUGUUUCCCUUUGGACAGAGAUGGAUCAGCUUCACAGAAUGAUGGUCGAAGCAGCUGUUGCUCUUGAAUGUUUUCUCCUCCUUUCCGGUGCGCUAUAGCCGGCAACCUCAUGCGUGACAUAAGCUUGUUGUCAGACAAUGUAUCCAUAGUGUUGCUGUGUGUCCAGUACCAUUUCAGGCCUCUGCAGCCUACCCACACCCAGGCUACGUCUAGACUGGCCCCUUCUCCGGAAGAGGUAUGCAAAGCAGGCAAGUCAGAAUA